AUGGGAGGAGAAACACAACAGGAAAAAGCCUUUGGAGAUCAUUUGGAUAGGUUGAUGUCAAGUAACAUUAAGGAAGGAGAUAGUAUUGGAAAUAGAUACAAUGAGGACGAUGAUGAAGCACUCAAGUUGAUCACCCAGGCCAGGGAAGCUGCACAACUGGAAUCCAAGUAUGGAAAUCUAGAGGAGGCACGGUUGAAGGGACUCAUUAGUAGACAUCAUGAAUUGAAAAAGGACAUACAGAACUUGUCUUCUACCCGGCCACAAAAGCCAACCAGUCAAACUAGUCAAAAAGGCGAUAGAAUGACAGGUCUGGGUCCACCACCUGCAGCGAUUGAUUUGGAUGAACUACGGUUUGGAGGUGGAGGUGAUGACGAAAACCCCGAAAACUGGUGCUGCAUAUGCAAUGAUGAUGCAAAGUGGACAUGUCUGGGCUGUGAUAAUGACAAGUAUUGUGAUCAAUGUUUCCGAGAGAGUCAUGUUGGACCAGAUGCAGACUGGGAAAUGAAAAAGCAUCGGCCUAGCCCCUUUGCCAAGGCUUCUGGCAACCCAAUUUGA
Messenger RNA from Lobosporangium transversale, 555 nucleotides. RefSeq lists its product as hypothetical. Lineage: Eukaryota; Fungi; Mortierellomycota; Mortierellomycetes; Mortierellales; Mortierellaceae. The transcript is spliced from 2 exons. The record is from RefSeq and is a predicted model, not a curated record. The coding region runs from base 1 to 555 and encodes 184 amino acids.